Molecule: messenger RNA, 3803 nt
Organism: Aquila chrysaetos chrysaetos
Lineage: Eukaryota; Metazoa; Chordata; Aves; Accipitriformes; Accipitridae
Gene: NYX
Product: nyctalopin
Exons: 4
Coding region: 439-1860 (473 amino acids)
Cellular component (GO): plasma membrane; extracellular matrix
Molecular function (GO): protein binding
Source: RefSeq, a predicted model, not a curated record
UUUUAAUGGUGGGGGGAGAGUGGGUUGGCGGGGGGGGGGGGGGGGGCGUCAGUUUGGUUUGUUUGCAAUCCCUGUUUUGCUUUGGGAGCUUUAGAGGACAGACACAUUCUUCCAUCUCUGCUAAUCCUCCUCUGAUACAGAGGAUUUUCCUGCCAUUAAAUGAUAGCUUGUGAGAAAAAAAUGCCAACUUUUCAGAGACUGACUCGUAUGGCUAAUGGCAGCCUCAUGAGCAGGAGGGAGGACACAGCCACUGCCUGGCUAGAUGAUAGGAACCUGCCCUUGGCACGGCUGGUGGGAAGGAUGUGGAUGAGCUCCUGAAAAGGAGUAGCACAAAGCCGCAGGAUUCCCUGAGAAGGUCAGUGGUGGAAGAAAGAUACCAGAAAGAUCCCUCAAGUUUGCCUGCCAGACCUGAAAUGCCACUAGUGAAUAAUCAAGGUAAUGUUUGCCAUCAUUUUAAAUGUGAUCCUUUGGGUCCCCCAUGUCCAUGCGGUGUGGGCGUGCGUGCGGUCCUGCCCCGCCAACUGCGUGUGCACCCAGGAGCGGAGCUGCUCCGUCCUCUGCGAUCGUGCCGGUCUGGGGCAGAUCCCUAGUGACUUCCCUUGUGAAGCCUCCUCUAUCAACCUGGACAAAAACAGCAUCAAGUUCCUCUCCGAGAGGGCCUUCGGGACCUUGCCUUCCCUCAAAUCCCUGUCGCUCAACCACAACAAUAUCUCCUUCAUCACCCCGGGGGCUUUCAAGGGGCUGCCCAGCUUGACCGAGCUGAAGAUGGCCCACAACGAGUACAUUCGCUAUCUCCACACGCGGACUUUCACUGCCCUCAGACGGCUGGUGAAGCUGGACCUGGCGGACUGCAACCUUUUCAACAUCCCGGACAGGAUCUUCAUUGAGUUGCCGGCUCUGCAGGAGCUCUUCUGCUUCCAGAACAACUUCCGCAGGAUCCCAGGUGCCAUCAGGGGCAUGGAGAACCUGACCCAUGUUUACCUGGAGAGAAACAGGAUCGAAGCGGUGGCCUAUAACUCCCUGCAGGGCCUGACCAAGCUGAAAUACCUGAAUCUGCAGGACAACAGGAUAAACGUCAUUCACGAGGGAGCUUUUCAGGGCUGCCGGAAGAUGGAGUACCUGUACCUGAACGACAAUUUGAUCAGCGAGCUUCCAGAAAACUCCUUCGAUGGCCUGCGGUGCCUGAAGAUGCUCAACCUGGGGGGUAAUUUUCUCAGGAACAUUUCCAACACCUGGUUCAGGGACCUGGGGGAGCUGGAGGUCCUCUACCUGGACCGCAACAGGAUCAACUACAUUGAGGAAGGGGCUUUUGAAAACCUCACCAGCCUGGUCGCGUUGCACUUGAACAGCAACAACCUGACGACCCUGCCCUUUUCUGUCUUCCAGCCGGUGUACUUCCUUGGGCGGCUGUACCUCUUCCGCAAUCCCUGGGAGUGCGACUGCCGCAUCGAGUGGCUGAAGGAGUGGAUGGAGAAUUACAGACUCGUCAGGGAUAUUCCCUGUGCCUCCCCCUCCUCAGUAGCUGGCAUUGACCUGAUGGACGUGCUCUACGAGAGAUCGCCAGAAGGUUACUGUCUUGACCCGGUGGAGCUAAACAUUACAUCCGAAGGCCCGACCCCAAGUGAAGAGCCUUGGUCUACCACAGAGAGCAAGUUCAACAGCCUUAUCUCCAAACUCUUGCUCCAGAUGGGCCUUCCCGAAGAGGUGGCAAACACCACCGAAGUCUAUGUUAACAGCACCCAGCUGGAUGGACUGACUGAUGGGGUUUCUUCUGGGGUGGGGGAAGACAGUAUCGAGGCCAUCUCCUUCUCUUUUUACCUCCCAGCACUUUUUACAGUGAUUGUUUUGCGGUGCAAAUAGUCCAAGGGCUGCAUGGAGCGUGGCUCCCGCUUAAGCGUUUAGUCCCUGUACCUACCUAGUCAUUAGGGAAAAGUUUGUACCGCGGGCCUCCGAUACAUAACCGGCUCCAAACUCUCCCAGGUUGGGUUGGUUGGAUCUGGCUCCAGAUUCCCCUGGGAGCUGGUAGGAUCUGGUUCAAGGCUGGGUCCCACUCUGCCGUGUGCGGUCUCAGAGCGUCCCAGACCCUCACCGACCUGCGUGGAAGAUGAGCAAUGAAAGAAUAGCAGUAAGGUGAGUUUCGCUUGGAGACGUGCGGUGUCCCUUGCUGGGAGCGGAGGGAAGAGGGCUCUGCACGGCUGGUGGUGCAGCGCCGUUUAUUCCGUCGGGCCAACUCUGGUUGACGCAACCAUCGACUUUACGAGAGCAAGAUGAGGCAGCAAAACCAGACCCCCCCACCUUCAUAUCCUGACAGACACCCACCCGCACCCACGGCGGGUGCUGCCGAAGACUGGCGAACCAUUCCUGAUUUCCACCAGCGUGUGCUGGGGGGAGCUGGGCUGUCCUGGGCAGCGUCCAGGGGUGCAGCACUAGCCCUUGUGAACGGAACAGCAUCUGGGGAGGGUGCCUGCCCCAGGCGGGUCUGGGAUGGGCACAGUGUUUUGGCCGUGACGACAGGCAGGAUUUUGAUCCUUUCUCCCCCUGCUAUCCUGGCACAGGUGCAGGAGAACCAGACAGACCCAUGUUUGUCAAAACAUUCUUCUCUGAGGCAAAGCUAUUUAAAAUUAAUGGCUUACUUAUUAAUGCCAUUUCGAUGUGUUUUUAUUUUUCAAUGAAUCUAUUGUUUCAAGGAAUAUAUCGUUUUUAUUUGUAGAUUAUUUCAUGCCAUGACAGCAGGGGCAGAACAUGACAAAUGCAACCAGGCCCUACUAAAUAUUUUGCAUUAUUUCCACCACUAAUGUGUACCACAUAGCAUGUCAUAUUAUGCUGUACUAACCAACUAUGCCAUCAUUUUCUUUUAUAUGGCCUCUUACAUGUUUUAUCUUUGAAAUCUUCAAUGAAAGCUGCUAAUAUGGCCAGAAAGAAUUAUCACGUUUUAUGUAUCAGGGCACAUUAAUAAAAUAAUCUGAUAUUUUGCUCACAAAAAUAAACUAUCUGCUCAAAACCCACAUUUGUUUUGAGAUCUUCGAAUUACUCUGCUGGGUUUUUUGUAGGCUACUCAAAUGUGUGCACAUGAAUGUCCUUUUUAUGGUUUAGAGCAAAUGGCAAGCUACUUAUUGCAGCAUAAAGAAUAGACAGUUUAACUUAGAACAUGACCGUGCUUACAUUUGUGUUAAGUAGCAAUGCUUUAAAAAAUAAGUGACUAGAUAGAAAUACAAUUCUGUGAUAUUUUAACUAUAUUAAAUUAUUAUACAUGGCUUAUCAUACUAUGAUGUACAUGUUCAUAUAAAAUGAUACAGCAUAUACAGUCCUUUAGUACUGCUAAAAUGUCAUGAAAUAGGAAUAAAAAUGGAAAUUAAUUAAAAAAAACCUAUCAAACAUUUUCAUAACCCCCUUCCCCCCCCCCCCCCCCGCCUUUUCAUGACCAAUUCAACAUGAACGUGACCUCCACCCCUGCCUGGCUCGGUCCCCGUGGGUGCUGAAGCAGCAGUGGCAGAGGGCGAGCUGCCCUGGCUCACUCUUUGCUAAGGUAGUGGUUCAGUAUGGACAACACGUUGGCUAAAACCAACUGAGAGUAGCUGUCCUUGCCUCUGCCCCUUCCCCCAGUCGCACACCAGUGAGUAUCCAAAAACAUGUGCAAAGGACAGGCCAGCUGAAGAUGAUAGACUUUGGGCAUAGAACAGUUGAAAAAUGGUGGCCGAUGUACAAAUUCACGCACAAAGACCUUUUCGUAGCAGCUCUCGUGCCCUCUUACAUCUGUGAUUGUCUGGGAAAACUGGGGAAAUAAAUAAACUUUUUCAAAAAGG